GCUUACCUGCGAGCAGUCGACGUGAAGAUCCUGCAGCAGCUGGUGGUGGUGAAUGAGGGCAUCGAGGCGGUGAAGUGGCUGGGGGGGGGGGGGGGGCACACGGCCACCCGGCCCGCCAGCCAGUACAGCCUGGUGGAGAGCCAGGCGGCCUCGCGGCGGGGCAGCUGGGACAGCCUGCAGGACCCCAACGACAGGCUGGACAGCAUCUCCGUCGGCAGCUACUUGGACACGUUGGCCGAUGACAUGGAUGAGUACUCCCAAAAUGCCGCUGAAACCACCACUGCAUCCGCACCCGGCAGAGCCCUGGUCAGAGCGGAGCAGGAUUGGGUCAGGAUUGACCCCGAGAGGGGUCCCGCAAAGCAAGAGAAGGGCAAAGCGGAGCAUGAGUGGCCCCACGUGGACCUCUCCCCACCUGGGCUGCCCCAGGAUCACCAGUUUGCUAUGGAGCCCCAGGUGGCCAAUGGGUAUUUGGGCCAGCAGCCGUCUUCUCUGGAACCAGGCAGAGACACCAAAUUGCCAUCGGGGGCUGGGGAGAGGCUGGGGAAGGGCAGCGCGGGUGGGAAGGCUCGGAAAGCUGAAGGUGACUUUGAGAACUGCAAACUCAACAGCAAGCUGCACCUGGAGUACGAUGCCCACUGGCGCUGGCUCCAGUCUCAGGACGAUGUGACAUUCUUGUAG
Molecule: messenger RNA, 678 nt
Organism: Mesitornis unicolor (brown roatelo)
Lineage: Eukaryota; Metazoa; Chordata; Aves; Mesitornithiformes; Mesitornithidae
Gene: LURAP1
Product: leucine rich adaptor protein 1
Exons: 1
Biological process (GO): positive regulation of canonical NF-kappaB signal transduction; positive regulation of cytokine production
Source: RefSeq, a predicted model, not a curated record